AUGCAGGUGCAUCCAAAUGUUCCCUGCAUGCUCUUCACACCAAUAUGCCCACACUCCCUAUCAUUCAGACCAGUUAUAUUGCCCGAUUCUGCAAGGCUUGAAUUAAAGAUCCCAGAUGAUGCACGAAGCAAUGCUUGGGUCUCGUUUGAUGGGAAGAGAAGGCAACAACUGUCGAGAGGAGAUUCUGUAAGGAUAUGUAUGAGCCAGCAUCCACUUCCAACAGUCAACAAAUGCGACCAGACAGGUGAUUGGUUCCGCAGCUUGAUUCGCUGCCUGAAUUGGAAUGAAAGACUAGAUCAGAAGGCUCUUUGA
Ilex paraguariensis (yerba mate) is the source of this 312-nucleotide messenger RNA. The record is from the annotation of a GenBank genome assembly. NCBI's taxonomy places the organism in Eukaryota, Viridiplantae, Streptophyta, Magnoliopsida, Aquifoliales, Aquifoliaceae.